This is a messenger RNA of Amoebophrya sp. A25, 2882 nucleotides long. The record is from the annotation of a GenBank genome assembly. NCBI's taxonomy places the organism in Eukaryota, Dinophyceae, Syndiniales, Amoebophryaceae.
AUGACUAUGCUUUUGCUUGUUGAAGUUACACUUGAAGAAACGUGCAUACGAGAAGUGGUCUAUCCUCGACUAUCCUCAACGAGUCAACAGCUCUUGACUCAAGAGCAUUUUUCUGGUACUACGAGAUUGACUACAUCGAAUUUUGAAUUUUACAACAUUAUCUUGACGAAUGUCUGCGUUGCUGCUCUAGUGGCCACGGUCCUGUUUGCACACACCGUUCGCGCGACCCAUGAAGCUGAUAUUCGUGCGAUUAUCGAUAUUCCUACACACGACUACCUCAAGAAUUGGGAGCAGAGUGAGGCCCGUAAAAAGCUGUUUCGUUCGCUCGAGCUUGGCACUGCGAUUGCAGGCUUGCAUAAGGAGACGGCACUGCAAGUUUCGCAAGCGGACCUACGUAGUGCAAAACGACGCCUAAAUGUACAUCUACCUAGUACGAGUGCGUCAGUAGGCAUUCCAGCAGGAAGAGGAGAGGGACGUUUCCGUGGCGAAGUUGAUUCGGAACAAGGUGAAGUUUAGUUAUACGGCAACCGCGUAAGCAUCCUCAGCAUCAUCCGUGCGCCCUUUAUGUUCUACUUUUUGCGCCUUUUUCUACUUGACAAAAGGGGGGAAAAGGGGCAAGGAUGCACUAAGGGAGGCUAGGGCGGUAGCCCUAAUCUAGUGCCUACGCCUGUCUUACAUUCGAUUAAACUGACUCAAGAAUGUUCGGCUGCUUGAGUGGCGGUUCGCGCCAAAGAACUGCUGAAGCAAGUGGGAGAACUACGUGGACAACUGAAGAGGAAAUGGCAUGGUGCCAUGGAUAAGAUCACUGUCUGGAGUGCUCUUCCUGAGCCUAAUGAUCUGAACGACCAGGCUGUCGUCAACUAUUUCUGAGUCAACGAAAGUUAAGGCUUGCUUCACUAAUUCUGAGUCAACCCUCAAUCGGACCCAUCAAUCAAUAUUUCAAACGGAGAAAGGCCUCGAGAUGGUUUCCAGGAUGGUUUUAUCUGAGAAACGGACUGAUUAAAGAGGAUGGGUUUCUUUUAGAGAUCUAAGAAACGGACAUACGCUCUUAUGGCAAGUUGAGGACUCGACCGCUAGCGGAAUCUGCAAGAGCCUCAUUGUUUUAUUCGGUAAAAGAAGAGUUUCUGGAAGAGGUUCAGCCCAUUUCUUUCAUUUCUUAGGACUACCGCAUCUGCUAAUAAGUCUUAAUCUACUUUCUACUUUUAAUGUGGUGACACUAGACUAGGAACUCCUGUUCUUGGUGAUAUCCUGGCUUGAGAACUCAGUUUCUUUCUCUAAAGUGUGAAGGAAUUUCGUUUUCGGAGAUGCACAUCGGUCGGCGCUGAACCUUGUGCUGGCGGGAUUGUAUACCCGCUGUGGGCUCCUUUAAAUGGAUGCGUGAAGCUGUUGCGCAUGACGAAAGAGCGAAGUGGAAAUCGCGUUUAAGUGGAGCUGAAGUCAGCGCACAUGGCACUUUAGCGUGAUCGACGUCCCUGAACUUGAACUAUGCGACCUAUUUUUGGGGAGUGAGUCCUUGGUUAUGUUGGAGCGAAAACACAGAGAAAGACGAUCUCCCUACGCGACGUAGUCUUUAGAAGUAGAAGUAGACUAUAUAGUUGGCGUUUUUGCUAGCGAAGAUGAUAUAUCACAGCUCAUGACUAAAAAGUGGUUCCCUUAGACAAGAGAGGAUGCGAUCCCUCCACUGGGCUAAGAGUUGACAGGCCUCCUGUAAUUCGUAGCAGCUGCAAGCGAUUGUUUACAAAAUUUUCUCAGUUGGUUACGACCCGUUCGAAUACAUCAAAUUUUUAGUUUUGGCAGACUGAGUCAGGGUCUGUUUGGUAGCAAGGUGUUGACUGAGCAGUUUCUUUCGAGUGCAUGGGCACUCAUUUUUCGAUUGAACAGUGACACGUAUAUCGUCUUUUCGUUGCAACCGGCCGCCUGGCGAAUUGAGAUAAGCCCUUUGUUCAUUAAUGCGUCACGGUUCUCUUGCUUGAAGAUGAGGAGAGUGGGUCGUUUUUGCAUUGGGAUUGGCACUGAGAGAUGUGGUCUUAUGAGUCCGUCUAGAGGUCAUGCACUUAUACUCCUGCGUUAUCGAAGAGAGAAAAGUCGAGAGAACCUCCAUUUUUUUGAAGUUGCGUGACAGUGAUGAAACUAUUGAUUUAGAUUAAUAUUGGCUAGUCUCACCAGCAGUUGGUAAAAAUACCUGCGUUUGCGUCUGUUGCACGUGCCUUUGCGCAAAGAUGCAGAUAGCGACAACCUAGGCGCGUGGAUGGGCUGCUCGUGGGGCUUCAAGUCGUACGGGGGCGGUCGUGAUUUGGACCGCAAUUUAGAAACCAGGAAACGCUCGAACGGAAAUUAUGAAGAAGGAAUAACAUGACUAGGAACUCUACUGGCGAUCGAGCAUGGAGCAGUGGGCCUAGAACAUGGAACUAUUUUGGACGCGAAUGUGGGCAACGAGACGUUAAUUUGACUCUUGCUGACGAAUUCCCAGAAACCGCUAAAACCUCGUUUUUUCCGAAAUUGAACACUAGGAUCUGAAUGCGAAGGACACCUCAGAUGUUAUUUUUUCCAGUGAACAUUUGGCAUUUUUGAAGAAAUCACUCUUUAUUCAUACCGCCGUUUGUGGAAUUGCAUAGAACCAACCAGUAGUAAGGGAAGAGAGUAAAUCUAAAUAAAGAAGGUCUCGUCAUAAUUGAAUGCAAGCUCCAUACUGGAUCUCGAAAUAUUUAGAUCCUUGUGAUGCGUUCCCUUUUUGUAUAGGCCAAGCCUUGAUCGCAAAUCGCGCACACAAAUGAAGGUGGCGGUGGUGGACGAUCCAUUUCCACUGGCCGGCAGUGGCGCGCUUGAAAGCUCUCGACUGUGAUGAAAGACGCACACCAUUAGACCCAAGUUCGAGUCCCUAG